Messenger RNA from Nothobranchius furzeri (turquoise killifish), 2616 nucleotides. It is a transcript of the gene rag2, whose product is annotated as recombination activating gene 2. The record is from RefSeq and is a predicted model, not a curated record. Gene Ontology annotation, molecular function: sequence-specific DNA binding; protein binding. Lineage: Eukaryota; Metazoa; Chordata; Actinopteri; Cyprinodontiformes; Nothobranchiidae. Gene Ontology annotation, biological process: V(D)J recombination. Gene Ontology annotation, cellular component: nucleus; DNA recombinase complex.
UAUGUUUAUUUACCAUCAUUUUAUUAACUGCUGGUGAUUCUGUUUGUGAGAACGCUGGUUUUUCAUGCUUUGGUUGAGGUCUGUAUCCAGAUGAUGGUGUUUAAAUGUGUCAUGUUUGUGUGUAAAAAACAAAAAGCCAAGAAAUGUGCAUACGGACAGCAGAUAACCUGCCAUCUCUAAUUAAAGCUAAUAAAUAUCAGUGAUGCAGCUUCAUUGCUUCUUGAAAUAAAGUCCAUUAAUGAUAUAAAGGAAGAUGAUCUUCGACUAAGAGGAAGUAUGUCUGACUGCUUCUGGAGGUCAACAGUAGAUGCCGGAAUUGCCUUUUAUUGUGGUUUGUCACACGUACCGAACAGGAAGCAUGGAUUUAAAGCCUCCUGAAUGAAAACAAACAACAGCUGACUGAGACGUGAUGUUUUCUGUUUUGACCCAGGCACCUGCUGGAACAUGACCCUGCAACCAUUAACUCCAGUGAACUGUGCCAGUCUCCUGCAGCCCGGCUGCUCUCUGCUGCAGCUGGACGGAGAGACUCUGCUGUUUGGUCAAAAGGGUUGGCCGAAGCGUUCAUGCCCGACGGGGGUUUUUGGGGUACGCCUUAAAAAAGGUGAGAUGAAGCUGAGGGCCAUCUCCUUCUCCAAUGACUCGUGCUACCUUCCUCCACUGCGCUGCCCAGCUGUCUGUCGUCUCGACCCGUACGACGGACUUCCAGAGAGUUACAUCAUUCACGGCGGUCGCACCCCGAACAAUGAAAUCUCAUCAAGCCUGUACUUGCUGACCAUGGAUAGCCGUGGUUGCAAUCGCAAGCUGAUGCUCAGCUGCAAAGAGAAGGAACUUGUUGGAGAAGUGCCACACGCCCGAUACGGCCACACACUGAGCAUGGUUCAGAGCCGUGGGAAGACAGCCUGUGUGCUGUUUGGGGGAAGGUCCUACAUGCCUGCAGGAGAACGAACCACGGAAACGUGGAACAGCGUAAUUGACUGUCCUCCACAGGUUUUCCUGUUUGACCUGGAGUUCUUAUGCUCCUCUGCUCACACUUUGCCUGAGCUCAGUGAUGGACAGUCCUUUCAUGUGGCUGUCUCCCGAAAGGACUGUGUUUACUUUAUCGGGGGGCACUCAAUCACCUCUGACUCACGUCCUCCUCGUCUUUUCCGCCUGCAUGUCGAGCUCCUGCAGGGAAGCCCCUUGCUUUCUUGUGAGACCCUUGACACUGGUCUAUCCAUCUCUAGUGCCAUCAUCACACGUACAGGUCCUGCCCACAGAUACGUCAUAUUAGGUGGAUAUCAGUCAGACUCUCAGAAGAGGAUGGAGUGCUGCACCGUGCUUCUGGAUGAGAAAGGAAUCCACAUAGAACAGUUGGAGCAUCCCAAAUGGACUCCAGACAUCAUUCAUAGUCGUACGUGGUUUGGUGGCAGCGCUGGAGAGGGUCGCGUCCUCCUGGCUGUCCCCACGGAGGGAAGGCCAGCCCAACCAGAUUCGUUUUACUUCUAUCACGUAAGUUUCCAAACAGACCAGGAAUGCAACGAGGAAGAAGGAACCCAGGCCUGCAGCCAGGAGUCGACUGAUUACGACAACUCAACCCCGCUCGAAGACUCCGAGGAGAUUUACUUUGGUCGUGAGCCACAUGAGAUGGAGGCCAGCAGCGACGACGAAGGUGACAAUUACAAUGAAGACGAUGAGGAGGAUGAAUCACAAACAGGAUACUGGAUCAAAUGCUGCUUGAGCUGUCAGGUAGACCCCAACACAUGGGAUCCAUUUUACUCCACUGAGCUCCUGCGGCCGGCCAUGAUUUUCUGCUCCAGAGGGGAGGGGGGGCAUUGGGUCCAUGCCCAGUGCAUGGAGCUGUCCGAGACCCUGCUGCUCAAACUCUCUCAGGGCAGCAAAAAGUACUUCUGUCUGGACCACGGUGGCCUGCCUUACCAGGAGACGACGCCCCCUCGGCAGGUUAUUCCCCUGAAACGCACCCCCAUGAAAGUCAAGGACAGAAAAGCUCUGAUGUACAAGAUGUCCUCGGCUAAAAAAAGCUUUUUCAAAAGACUUUUUGAUUGACUCUGAUUGUCGAACAGCCUCUGGAGCUGUUGUGUUUUGUAUCAUUUGGAGUUGUUGUUUCAAACAGUUGAUUAAAAACGAAAUGGUUUUGUCUUGAAAUCUAACGGCAUUUCAUUCAUAAGAUAUUUGAAUGACAUGAAAAAGGAAAAUGCUAAAUUGCUUGUGUUUCAUUUGGGUUUUUUUUUUUUUUGCAUUUAAAUUCUUUUAAAACUAUGAGAAACUUUUGUAAAACUAAAAUGACAAUUAUUGAAUAAAAUUUUGAUGACAAAAUUCUGCUGAAAAUGAAAAAAAUCACUAUUUUUUACGAUAUGUGUGAUCAUCUUAUAAUUUCACAACUUUUAUUUUAUUUUAUUAUAUUUGCUGUUUUGUUUAUGAGACCAUUGGGAUUUAAUGACAAUGUUUUUUAUUGGUCUCUGUGAAACACUUUGUGAUUCUCUUUCUGUGAUGAGUGCCAUAUAAAUAAAACGUAUUUUACUUAAUUUAUUUUUGCCUCUAUUCUUGUGCAUCUUUAGUUACUGAUCCACAAAUAGACAUUGAACAAGUCAUGUGAGUUACUAACCAACAAAAAAAGAA